Messenger RNA from Zootoca vivipara (common lizard), 1702 nucleotides. It is a transcript of the gene QTGAL, whose product is annotated as queuosine-tRNA galactosyltransferase. The record is from RefSeq and is a predicted model, not a curated record. NCBI's taxonomy places the organism in Eukaryota, Metazoa, Chordata, Lepidosauria, Squamata, Lacertidae.
GGGAAGGCUCCGCGCACGCGCAGAGCGGGGGCAGAAGAAGGCAGAGUCCCUGCGUCCACUGGCAGCUCUCUAGCCCGCUUUGUAUUUCCUCUUUUCUGUGUGUCUUCCUUUCCCCCACCUCAUUAUUAUUAUUAUUUCCACCCAUUUCCUCGCCUCUUUAAACCUGGCUCUCAGAGUUCUUCUCUCUGCACUUUGUUUCAAACGUCUCUCUCUCUCUCCUGAUACUUUUUUAAAAGCACCUUCCCACGUGUCCCUCAAGCUUCACCUGCCAACUAUCUCAACCUCAUCUACUUUUUGCAGAAGGAGCUGUGCAGUUCCAUGUUGCAGCAGCUUUAAAUAAGUCCUGGUCUGUGAGAUGCCACGUGCACUGCUUCCCCCUCCCACGGCCCUAAUUUUUCCCUUCCUUUUUCUGAGUGUGUAAAGGUCAGGGAUGGAGGUGGCCAAAGGGGUCUCUGAGGGACCUGGGAGUCCCUUUUUGCAAGAAGGCACCUGUGCUGGUGGUGGCUCAGGGCUUACCCAGCGCCAAAGUCCAGUCGCCCCAUCUCCACCCUUACAGGACGGACCUCAGUUGCAGUCCGCAGCAUCAUUCAGUAGGGAAGGCAGAGAAAGCAGUGAGAUUCAGGUGUCCAUAAUUCUGCCAGUUUACAAUGCUGAGUGCUGGCUGGAUGAAUGCCUGAAGUCUGUUCUGGAGCAAGACUUCCAAGGUUCCAUGGAACUAUCUGUUUUUAACGAUGCUAGUAUGGACAAUUCAGGAAAUAUAUUAAAAAAGUGGAAGGUUCUAUUGGAAGAAGCAGGCAUUAAGAUGGUACUUGGAGAAAAUGAUUCAUCUCAGCCACGAGGAGUGGGCUUUGCUAAAAAUCAUGCAAUAGAUCAGAGCUCGGGGACUUACCUGUGCUUUCUGGAUUCUGAUGAUGUGAUGAUGCCCCAGAGAAUUAGACUGCAGUGGGAAGCUGCUAUGCAGCAUCCAGAAAGUAUUAUAGGUUGCCAAAUUGAGAGAGAGCCAGCAGAGGCAACUGAGCGAUACACUCGAUGGAUCAAUAAUCUAACCUGUGAGCAGCUUCUUACUCAGGUUUUUACCUCCCAUGGACCAACUGUAAUUAUGCCAACUUGGUUCUGUUCCCGAGAAUGGUUUUGUCAUGUGGGCAGAUUUGAUGAAGCGGGAAAGGGCACCCCAGAAGACCUGCUGUUCUUUUACGAACAUCUCCGAAAAGGUGGUGGAGUAUUUCGAGUCAAUCAGUGCCUCCUUCUGUACCGUUACCAUCCACAGGCGGCAACUCAUUCAGUUCUAGAGGGAACCAUCUGGACACACCGUGUCUUGUUUCUGGAAGAGAGAAUCCUCAGUCGGUGGACUUUCUUCACCAUUUGGAAUGCUGGCAAACAGGGAAGGAAGCUCUUUAGGAGUUUGACUCCAGCUAAUCAGAAAAAAGUGGCUGCAUUUUGCGAUGUGGAUACAAAUAAAAUCUCAAAAGGAUUCUAUACUUAUGAAGAGUCGAAGGAAAAUCCCAAGCCCAGAAUCCCCAUCCUGCAUUUCAGAGAUGCUACCCCACCUUUCAUUAUUUGUGUGAAGUUGGAUUUGACAGGUGGACAGUUUGAGGAAAACUUGAAGCUGUUGAAUCUGAAGGAAGCUGUGGAUUAUUAUCAUUUUAACUGAAGAAUAUGGUGCACUGGAAGGCUUUAUGUUGCUAGACAAACCAGAGGAGAU